Vespula vulgaris is the source of this 1553-nucleotide messenger RNA. Its product is annotated as phospholipase A2 inhibitor. The transcript has 5 exons. Gene Ontology annotation, molecular function: protein binding. Bases 241 to 1425 code for a protein of 394 amino acids. Gene Ontology annotation, cellular component: membrane. The record is from RefSeq and is a predicted model, not a curated record. Lineage: Eukaryota; Metazoa; Arthropoda; Insecta; Hymenoptera; Vespidae.
UACCAUUCUAGAAGGAAAGAAAGAGGGACGUUCCUAUCUCAGCAUCGGGUAAACAAGAAAUGUGAUAAGGAUGCAUUGCAAAGAAGUGUUAAGAUUCGCGCUUUGAUCUAAGAUUAUUCUUGAAAAUAAUGAAGACGUUCGAACGAUUUUAAAAAAUCAGUGAUCAGCGGAUCAGAGAACGGAACGAUUUCGAUCGCCCUUUAUCGAAAAUAGUUCAUCAGUUACGUGACAUGCAUCACGAUGAAUACCUCGUACGUAGCAGUUGUUAUUUUACUGUCGACGACGAUCAUAGCUUGGGCAGAAAUCGACUGCAACGAUCCUAACUGGCACAAUCUUGAGACUAACGAAAGUUCGAUACAUAAUUGCGGAGAUGCUUUUAAAAAUCGUUGUCAUUGUUUAAGGACAUGUUACGACGGUCAUCACCAAUACGUCGUGAAUUGUACGAAUUCAGAAUUUUACGAUACCACGCCACUGGAACAUCUUCCUAAUGCGACUCAGGUAUUAAUAUUCACGGGUAAUAAUCUCAAAGAAUUACCAUGGAACGUAUUCGGCACGUUGGAUAGAUUGCCAUAUUUGCGAGUAAUCGAUAUGUCUAAUAAUAAAAUUCGGGAAAUUCGUGGAAAAGCUUAUCACCAUGUUAAACAAGUGGAACGCCUUAUCCUUGAUUUUAACGAGCUUUCACUCGACCCUAGUAGAAGUCAUCCUAGAGUGUUCUCCAACUUCGUAUCUCUUUUAGAGUUGCAUUUAACAGACGCUUUCGAGGAUGGUCAACCGAAAGAUCUAGCGGCCACUCUUCACGAUAUAUUCGUUAAUAGCAAUCUCACUCAACUCAUGAAAUUGCAUUUGGAGCAAAAUGAGAUAUCAGAGUUCAGAGAUGCAAACGUUUUCUGUGAUCUACCGAAUCUUUUGGAUUUACAUUUAGGAGACAAUGCUUUGAUGGGACUGCAUUUCAAUCUAUCCUGCCUUCAUAAGUUACGUUUUUUGGAUCUUCAGCGGAAUAAAUUUACGACCGUCUUAGAUUAUGAUAUUCGUGUUAUGGAAUCGCUCGUUAAACAGAAUCAGUCUUUCACUGUGGAUUUCUCAAAAAAUCCAUUUGUGUGUUCCUGUAAACUUAAUCCCUUUAUUAAAUGGAUGAACAAAACCAAAGCUUUCAUAAGAAAUAAGAGCAGCUUACAAUGUUUAGAAGAUGGAGUGCUACAGAAAUUUCAUGAAACUGAUAAUUGUUCUCUAAGAUUAAGAAUGUCUAAAAAAGGAACUACAGUGGCACUUUAUUUCUUAUCAUUUCUACUCGUUGUUUUAGUAUGUGCUCUCAUUUAUCUACAACGUAUAAAACUCCAGAAAAAAUUUGAGCCAAUUUUAAAUUCUGUUAAUAAAAGAGUUCGAUACACUACUAUAGCUACUGGAGAAACCCGUGAGGAUGUAUAAGAUUAUGUAGUAAAUCGAAGGUUUACUAUAAGUUUCUUAUAAUAUACUAUUACCAAUAACUUAAUGAACAUUCAUUAUUAUAAUUACUAUAAAAUAGUCAAAUAAAUUGUUGUCUUUGUUUAAAACUU